AACAAAACUGAUAAAUUAAGUAAUGUAGCUUAGAUCAGUCAAGUACCUAUCAUACAGCAAAAUCGUAUACUAAACCAACCACAUUAUACUAUUGACACGCCUAGUUCGUAGGAACUAGAAACCCCUCCUGAUUCUUAUUCUUCUCUAUUCAUCCAAACGCGUCGGCCUCUAAUAACCAGAAUGAGACAGCCAACAGGCGCUUUACUCUUUUCCCUCAGUGUGGCGCUGAUUAUAGGCUGCACGAGCGCGACUUUCAAGGACCCCAAUCCCUGGCGUAAAUUCUACAAAGACACCGGGGCUUUCGCGGCGGCGCCCUUAAUGCCCGCACGUCAGAUGUACCAGCCGGAGUGGCAUUUCUGGGAGGACCCCCACUAUCAGCUGCAGAUGGCCCGCCAGAUGGACGAUCAACCCAUCUACCAGGUGGCGGAAGCGCAGUUGCUGCCUUCGGGCGAUGCUGCGGAGCGGUACCUCCGUCAGGAAGCGGGUGAAACGAGUCCGGACGACGAGGCCGCCAUGUACGACACGCAGCACCAGGACGCCAGCAAUUACGGCCAGCUGGCCAUGGGCGGCGGACCGGGUGUGCGGAAGACGCUGAUCAACGACAACGAGUUUAUCUUCGGCCUGAAGCCCUACAUCCGCACCGACCCGCCCAUGUUCGGCGGCUACUCCACACCCGGGGUACCGGCCGGGGGAGCCAGCACCGUCAGACCGCUGCCUGGACCGCCUUAAGUCGGGAGUUUCCCUGUUCGGUUGCAUGAAUGGUGUUGGCGUGAAAAGACUGCAUGGUGCAAUACUCUGUGAUUAUGAGUGUGAUACAAUGACGAUUAAACAACAGAUACGA
Messenger RNA from Paramacrobiotus metropolitanus, 841 nucleotides. RefSeq lists its product as uncharacterized. The transcript is spliced from 2 exons. Bases 181 to 729 code for a protein of 182 amino acids. The record is from RefSeq and is a predicted model, not a curated record. NCBI's taxonomy places the organism in Eukaryota, Metazoa, Tardigrada, Eutardigrada, Parachela, Macrobiotidae.